CAGAUCGACGAGUCAGUUCGAGGCGGUGUCUGAGUGCUUCAAAACUGACUGUUUAAACAAAAAUGGCGAAUAUUCGAUUCGUUUGUUUGCUUUUGCUCACUAUCCAUUACGCAUUUUCAGUUUUCUCUGCAGAAAUUUAUUUUCGAUGGUGCACAUUGCCUGGGGAAAAAACCAAGUGUGAUGACUUUAUGAAACACGUAAACAUGACUGCUCAAAACAUGAGCUUAGCUGUUAAAACAAGUUGUGUCGAUGGAACUGACCCUGACGAUUGCAUGGAAAAGAUAAAAAACAGCGAGGCUGAUCUGGUGACAUUGAGUGGUGGAGACACUUACUCAGCGGGUGAAAGAUAUAACUUCAAAGUCAUUGUUUCUGAGCAGUAUGGCGAGUAUGACGUGAAAUACUACAGUGUUGCCAUUGUGAAAAAGAGUAACACAGGCUUCGACUUAAAGAGUCUUAAAGGGAAGAAGUCUUGCCACACUCAGGCUGAAAAGAAUGCAGGUUGGAAAAUUUCCGUGGGAUAUCUUCUACGCUCAAAGAUCAUGGAUCCCGUGGAUUGUAAGAGCCCAUACAAGGCCUACUUUUCAGCUUCAAAGUUCUUCACUGAGAGCUGUGUCCCAGGUACCAAAGAUAAAGUUAGUGCAGCUGCAUACGAGAAGGUCAAAAACCUGUGCAGUCUGUGCGCCGGUACUGGAAAUGACAAGUGCUCUACAAACUCUUCAGUUAAUGAAUACGUCAGCCAUAAAGGUGCCUUCAAAUGUAUGAAGGAUGGGAAGGGCGACGUGGCUUUUGUAAAGCUCCAGGUGGACUCACCAGCCGAUUUUUAUGAUAAGGAUAAUCAAAACGACUACCAGUUCUUGUGCCAGAAUGGAGGGAGAAUGGGUAAUGGUCAAAUUCUCGCCCCUUACAACAGCAAUGAAUCCGCGUAUCUGGUAGGAAAGAAAUGGGUACGGAUUUUGCUUGGCAGAGUUUUUGGCAGUAUAUAUCAUACAAGAUCUUUUCAAUCAUUUUCAGAGAUUAGAGGAUACAAGGAAUGCAAUCUCGGCGCAAGUCCUGCGCAUGCAGUGGUUACAAGGAAGGACAACUCUGACAUCGAAGACAUCAUUAAAAUCUUAAAGGCCAUGAGUGACAAGUACGGCAAGACUCAGACUGACUGGAAUAAGUUCCAGCUCUUCAACUCCUCCAAAUAUAACAACGGGGAAGAUUUGAUCUUUAAAGAUGCAACUACAGCACUCAAAGGUAUAGCGGUGGAUAAACAGAACUAUAUGGGUUACCUUGGAGACGUUUAUGGCAAAAAUGUGAAGGCGCUGACAUCUUGCGAUGCAAUCGUUUCUACUUCUUCUGCGACUUCGUCCGUCACCGCACUCAUGCUGUUUACAGCUGCGCUGAACGCUCUGCUCAUGUGGAAAUCGCACGAUUUCAAAGUCAUCGUUGCUGAACAAUAUGGCGAAUACGGGGUCAAGUAUUAUGCAGUUGCUGUGGUAAGAAAGAAUAACACAGGCUUCGACUUAGAGAGCCUCAGAGGAAAGAAGUCUUGUCACACUGGAGCUGGGAGAACCGCAGGUUGGAAAGUGGCUGUAGGAUUUCUGCUUCGAUCAAAGAUUAUGCCGGCUGUGGCCUGUGGAAACGAGUCGAACGCUUACUUGUCGGCUGCAAAGUUCUUCGAAGAAAGUUGUGUCCCAGGUACCCCAUCUAAAGUGUCGUCAGGCGUCUAUCAAAUGGUAAGUAACCUCUGUAACCUAUGUGCUGGCCCUGAGAAUGACAAGUGCACCACAAACACCUCAAAAAAUAGAUACGUCGGUUAUCACGGAGCCUUCAUGUGCAUGGCGGAGGGAAAAGGUGACGUUGCUUUUGUGAAAUACACGACCACAGAGGAGGUGACUGCAGAAGGAAAAUAUGGGAAACUGGAAGAUUACGAAUACCUUUGCCCUACGGGAGGAAGAAUGGCUGUUGGAAAGCACACGGAAUGCCAUCUCGGCGCAAAUCCUGCCCAUGCUGUGGUCACUAGAGGAAACAACUCUGACAUCGGAGACAUCAUCAAAAUUUUAACGAAGAUGAGCGAAACGUAUGGAGUGAAACAGACGGACUGGAAAAAGUUCCAACUAUUCAACUCCUCGCAGUACAGCGGCAAUAAUUUGCUCUUUAAAGAUUCAACAACCGCACUGGAUGCUCAACCUGCAGGUAAACAGAGCGUUAUGGAUUACCUCGGAAAAAGUUAUGGCGAAAAUGUGGAUUCCCUGACUUCAUGCGACACCACAACCUCCACGACCCUACCGCCACCGCCUGCCUCCUCUUCUACUGCGAUUCUGCCCGUCUCCUUGCUCGUGCUUUUCACAGCCUUGCUGGACAUGUUCAUAUAAAACGAACUUUGAACGUGCUUCGGGUAGUGAUGAAGCUGAUGAUUAAUAAGUGGUUAGGUCAUCAGGGUACUUCCUUUUUUAGUUCAUGAUCAUUAAUUGCAAAGUUAGUAGAGGGAGAAUAUGGUAAUUGUAAGCUCUAGGCACGCUUUUAUCGUCGCUGGUCAAAAGGUAGCGGCGAAGGCAAGGGAAAUGCUUUUGAGCUCAGAUUAUCCUUAUGACUGUUUGAGCUUUAUCGUUCAAAACUCAUUCAGUUUUGAUUGUCAAUGUUAAGGGUAGAUUUUUUUGUUACUUAUCGAGAGAUAGACAAGUUGAAAACAUUGAAGAUCGAGAAGAUAGAGAUCAAAAUCAAAUAAUGGCUUACCAUCAAUAUUUUUCUUAACACCAAGAAACGCCUCCACUUUUCAGAUUAAACUUUGUUUCCUUGUAAAAUUUGCUUUUAGCCUUUACAAGCCGUUCAGUGUAGUUCUAUGAUUAUAUAAUCCAGCCAGUUUCAAAGACAUCACCGCGCAUGACAUGUGAUAGUGUCGAAUUGACAGCGUUCAGAUCUUUUAUUCGGCUUGGUAAGCCCUUGUCUGAUUUUAUCUUAUUGCGUGUGAAAGAACCUCGCGCGAUGACAGACAAGCAACUCUUUCUCUAGUCUCUCUCCUCAACUUACCACACGCGUUUCCAUUAGCUUUUGUUUUCACCGAGAUACGUUCCGCGUAGGCUACUCAAGUGAUCCAGCUUCUAUGCGUGUUUUAGAGCAACAAAAUCAACAGCCAUAUCGCAUGAUCUCUUAAUAGCGUUACGUUUCCAGUUUCCGUAGCAUGACCAAGUCGAUUUAGACUUUGCACAGAAAUAAAGUUACAUAGAAGGUAGACAGAGAAAAAAGUCCCCGUUUUCAAAUGCAAGCCAUGAUGACAUACGUAGAACAAAAACAUAGACCCGUGAUGUUAAACAGUAUUAGCUUUUAAGCACAUGGAACACUAGUGGAGAUUAGUGAAAUAAAGUUUUUGUUCCUAGUUACUCG
Molecule: messenger RNA, 3366 nt
Organism: Pocillopora damicornis (cauliflower coral)
Lineage: Eukaryota; Metazoa; Cnidaria; Anthozoa; Scleractinia; Pocilloporidae
Product: serotransferrin
Biological process (GO): iron ion transport
Cellular component (GO): recycling endosome; plasma membrane; extracellular region
Source: RefSeq, a predicted model, not a curated record